Molecule: messenger RNA, 1964 nt
Organism: Cantharellus anzutake
Lineage: Eukaryota; Fungi; Basidiomycota; Agaricomycetes; Cantharellales; Hydnaceae
Exons: 3
Coding region: 444-1964 (506 amino acids)
Molecular function (GO): protein binding
Source: RefSeq, a predicted model, not a curated record
CAUUGUCAUAAUGGGAAAAGAGGACCUUAGGUUACAGAGGACCCGGUGCACAGUGUGGGGCUUAAAUUUGCAGGACCCGCUACUCCGCUACGGAGUAGCGGGAAUAACUCCGUUAGCUCACACCCAGUCAGCUCCGUAAGUACGACUCUGUGUGGAAAAACACGGUUGUGAAGCGUACUGAAGACAGUAGGGGAAGAGUGUUCUGAUAUGGUGGUAACGCAAAGAGUGAAGACACGAUGUCAUAUCCAUAAAUCCAAAACCAAACGUCGCCAAACGUCGAAAAACAGUUAUGAGAAGAGUAGCGGGCCCUUGCCGCGUCCACCAUUUAUACAUGUUUGCACCGAAGACCCAGUAUAGUAGUGUUCAGCUCCGGAUCCCGCGCCACGGCGAAGCCGUGGGGAUUUGUUAAGCUGCAAGUGCUGGUUUAGUGGGCAUUUGAUGCAAUGGCUAUAUUCGUCGAUGCACUUCCAUAUGACGUUUGCCUGGAAAUCUUGAAAUGGUCCUCUGUUGGCGACUUGACUCGUCUUAGCCAAGUAUCGAAGCGCUACCAUGAGCUCGUAGAGAAUGAUGGAUGGCGCCGAUAUGUGAGGCAAAAUGCAAGAUAUCUACCUUCCCUUUCUAAAUUAAUUCCGUACUGGUCGCCCCGAGAAUGCGCUAGAUAUGUUUACUUAUCUGACCUUGCAUGGUCUACACGAACCCUCCAAGCUACUCUGUUAUCGGGUGCCCACGAUAAUCCUCGUUCGUGGCAAGUGCCUUCGCGUGCUUUGUCAUUGAGCGAAUCUGUGCUCGUCACCUCUAGUGGGCCUGACCUCGAGAUUUUCGAUUUCGAACCUGGUGCCAAACAUGAGGGACAUUCGGCCUCAUGGAUUUUCCAUAGUCUUCGGCUAGGAAUAGGACCAAACCGCGCAGAAAGUCACAUCUGCGGGAUCACAGUUGUGCCGGGUUCUAUUUGGGCGAGCCCCAAUCAGGACGUAGAAAUCUGUAUCGCUCGUGAAACGACACUGACUCGAGUUCGCAUCCUUAGACCUAGCCGUGGCGGCAGGAUAGCAGGGGAUGGCGCUGCUACUGCCUCCGACGUGCAAGUGACUGCAACAUACCAGCGCCCCCGCAAUCCGAGCUCGAUCCAACUAUUAACGUCGUCCCGACACCUUAUAAUGACAAUUUCGAAUGACUGCACAUUGUCUUUAUAUGAUUCUUCCUCACCCUGGGUCCCUCCGCGAAAUUUCAAGCCCCCUCGUUCGGGGGAUAAAAAGAAUGUAUGGUGUGCACAACUCUCCCUUACAGCGUCUACUCCGUUCGUUGCUUUUGGUGGCAGCAUCCCAUUGUCCCUUUAUACGCUUGAGAACUUUGAGAGCCAGCGAAAUGCUUUUGCUGUGCUCAGUGAUGAAUCCAAUUAUCCUCCGUCUGCGUACUCUUUAUGUCGCCCCUCGGGCGACUCCACAGCCGAAGUUAGUCCUCCAUGGGGUUCAACCGAUCAGGUUAUCGCGAGCGGUUGGCACGAUGGGAUUGUCAGGUUUCACGACCUCCGAAGUGAUCAUCGUGAUAAGGAAGGAUCUUUGCUUCCUGUGCUGAGACUCGAUGAUAAGACGAGUCCAGGAGGCGCUUUGUAUUGUUUAGCUAUAGGAGGAGGCGGAGGAACGCAUGUUGUGGGAGGAAGGGCCAAUCACGGGAUUGUGUCAAUCUGGGACUUGCGGAAUGUCAACGGGACGAUCUAUGAUUUUGACCAGCUGGGCUCCAACGACAAUGCUCACAUCGCCGGAGGCGGUUGGAGCGUAUUUCCCCCACAGUCAAAUUGGUCGCCGACUUACAACUUGGCGCUAGAAGGGUCGAGAAUCUGGGGUGUGGGGAACCAAGGCGUGUUCCUGAUGGACUUUUCGCCUAGGGGGCAACUUGAAGACACCAAUUACAUCAUCCCGACCGUCAUUAAUCACAAUGCAGAACGCAGCAUCGUUGUAAAUCCUUAG